Molecule: messenger RNA, 1146 nt
Organism: Rhizoctonia solani
Lineage: Eukaryota; Fungi; Basidiomycota; Agaricomycetes; Cantharellales; Ceratobasidiaceae
Product: protein phosphatase
Exons: 12
Coding region: 1-1146 (381 amino acids)
Source: RefSeq, a predicted model, not a curated record
AUGUGCGUCUUGGAAUGUGUCAGAUUGAAAUUCAUGGCAAGCAAGCGCCCGGCGCCAUUUGCCGAUCUGCGUCUGACCUACCGGCCUAAUCAACUAUACCAAUCUAUAACUGCGAAUCGGAUUCCCUCUGCUUCUGUACCUUGGAGCCCACCAUUGUUUUUCCCAGCCCAUUCUCGCUGUGCCCAUACCGCCCUUCGAAGGCCAUACAAGAUUGAAAUUGGUGUGUCAUUUGCUGGUAAACCGGCAUUGGAUGCACAACAAUUGCCCAAGAAGAAAACCAUUGCAUUUUCACGGGACCACCCGAUCGCACAGUGGCGUAAUGGCCUGUUGAAGUGGGAAAAUAAAAAACUGAGGUCUGUAUCAGCUGGGGAAGAUUUCUUUUAUGUUACACAAUCGAUCAACAGCUCUGGGGUCUCACUAGGAAUUGCAGACGGGGUUGGUGGAUGGAGUGAAGACGGAGUGGACCCAUCGCUAUUCUCACAGGCAUUGAUGUACUAUGCAAGCAAGCAUGCGUCCUCUUCUUGGGCUGGCGAGCCUGAUUUUGAUCCAAUCGAAGGGACAAGUAAACCCGAAAAAAGUGGCCAGUCGCUAUCUCCCGUCGACAUAAUGUCACUGGGGUAUGAAGAUGUAUUAAACGAUCCGUCUAUUGAAUGCGGGUCAAGCACAGCGUGUAUUGUAAACAUCGAUGCCCAAUCGGGCAAACUCCUAGCAGCCAAUCUGGGAGACUCGAGCUUUUCAAUCUUGCGUUCAUCAUCAAUUUUCCACGAGCAGAAACCCCAGACUCAUUACUUCAACUGUCCCCGGCAACUGGCAAAGCUACUUCCCACCCAACGACCUCACCUUCGAAUAACUGACCGGCCAGAGCAUGCGGAUACAUUUUCAACGCAACUACGGCAUGAGGAUUUGAUAAUACUAUCCACAGACGGUCUAGGUGAUAACGUACAUCCAGGGGAGAUCCUUGCACUUGCUUCCCUCCUUCGACGAGGAACCGCAGAUCAACCCGGCGUAAACUUUGCACAAGUUUUUGCUGACAAGCUAGUCGAAUAUGCUGUAGGAUUGGCUGCUCAAGACGAAGGGUUCAAACAUGUAGGCGGGAAAAUAGAUGAUGUAACGAUUGUAACCGCUCGUAUCGUGGAGAACAUAUAA